CACCACCAAACCGCCACUGCCCCUCGACUUCCAUCAUGGCCGCAACAGCGGUUCAGUCGGGCUCCAUUGCCCAGGCGUCAUCUUCUUCAUCCUCAUCCGCCACAGCACUGCAGCAAGGCGGCGCAAAGGGCAAUGCUUCGGGCAUCUCGUCCUUCUACGCCUCCAAGAUCUCCCAAUACCAGCUCCUCAUCAACGACAAGACUCAUAAUCUUCGUCGCCUUGAGGCGCAACGCAACCAGCUCAAUGGACGUGUUAGACUGCUUCGCGAGGAGAUGCAGCUCCUCCAAGAGCCCGGCUCUCACGUCGGUGAAGUCAUCAAGGUCAUGUCCAAGAAGAAGGUCCUCGUCAAGGUUCAGCCCGAGGGCAAGUACAUCGUCGACUUUGACGACAGUAUUCCCAUCGCUAGUCUGACGCCGACGAUUAGAGUGGCGCUUCGCUCAGACUCAUACGCUAUUCACCGCAUCCUUCCUAAUAAGGUCGACCCGCUCGUCUCGCUCAUGAUGGUCGAGAAGGUGCCCGACUCGACGUACGAGAUGGUCGGUGGGUUGGACCGCCAGAUUAAAGAGAUCAAGGAAGUCAUUGAGCUGCCAGUCAAGCAUCCGGAACUGUUCGAAUCUCUGGGUAUUGCGCAGCCCAAGGGUGUGCUGCUCUAUGGUCCUCCGGGAACGGGAAAGACGUUGCUGGCCAGAGCAGUGGCGCAUCACACCGACUGUCGCUUCAUUCGUGUCAGUGGGUCGGAGUUGGUGCAAAAGUACAUUGGUGAAGGUUCAAGGAUGGUGAGGGAGCUGUUCGUCAUGGCGAGGGAGCAUGCGCCGAGUAUCAUCUUCAUGGACGAGAUUGACUCGAUUGGUAGCAGCAGGAAGGAGGGCGGUAGCGGUGGUGGGGACAGCGAGGUGCAGAGGACUAUGCUCGAAUUGCUCAACCAGCUCGAUGGUUUCGAAGGGACCAAGAACAUCAAGGUUAUCAUGGCCACCAACCGUAUCGACAUCCUUGACCCGGCCCUUCUCCGCCCAGGUCGAAUUGACCGCAAGAUCGAGUUCCCUCCGCCAGGACCAGAAGCGCGUGUCUCGAUCCUGCGCAUCCACUCGCGCAAGAUGUCCCUCCAACGAGGUAUCAACCUGCGCGCCCUCGCAGAGAAGAUGGGCCAGAUCAGUGGUGCCGAAGUCAGGGGUGUCUGCACCGAGGCGGGCAUGUACUGCUUGAGGGAGAGGAGGACCGUUGUUAGUGCGGCGGACUUUGAGCUGGCGAUUGGCAAGAUUUUGGGACAGAAGCUGGGCGGCGAGGACUCAAAGAACAAGCUGUACCUGUAGACGCGACGUCUGGCGGGCAAUUGUAUUCACGAUCAUGGCAUUGCAGAGCGUAGGGUGUGGCAGUGAUGGAUACGACGGGUCAAAGGCGACUACGCAUCACAGCCUCGUGCGCAUGCGCUCAUCGGUUGCUAGCCGUCGCAGUAACGAAUCCUCCAUCAACGGGCACAACAACACCCGUGGUGAAAAGUCCGCUCGCAAGGAAGAGCACAGCCUGCGCCAUCUCGGCCUCGGUGCCCGUCCUGCCGGCCGGGUUGCUCAUACGAGGGUCCAGGUCUUCCACCUUUGAUUGGCCGCCAGUCGCUUGGCUGGAUUGUUUC
Messenger RNA from Jaminaea rosea, 1627 nucleotides. RefSeq names its product endopeptidase. The record is from RefSeq and is a predicted model, not a curated record. Gene Ontology annotation, molecular function: proteasome-activating activity; ATP binding; ATP hydrolysis activity. Gene Ontology annotation, cellular component: proteasome regulatory particle, base subcomplex. NCBI's taxonomy places the organism in Eukaryota, Fungi, Basidiomycota, Exobasidiomycetes, Microstromatales. The transcript is spliced from 2 exons. Gene Ontology annotation, biological process: proteasome-mediated ubiquitin-dependent protein catabolic process. The coding region runs from base 36 to 1310 and encodes 424 amino acids.